Molecule: messenger RNA, 2156 nt
Organism: Paramecium sonneborni
Lineage: Eukaryota; Ciliophora; Oligohymenophorea; Peniculida; Parameciidae
Source: the annotation of a GenBank genome assembly
AUGAUUUAAAACAAGUAAAAUAACCAAUUAUUAUAAUUAUAGAAACAAUAUUAAUAAAUUGCCAGAAACUCCAAGAAAAAUACUUAAAUAAUCUCACACUUGGCAUAAUAAUUAAAAUUACAUAAAUAAUUAACUUCCAAAUGACUUAAAUAUCAAAUGUAUUUCAUCUCAACCUAAUAUGCAUAUUCAAUUUGAUUCUCUCAUAAAAGAAGAUACCUUUGAAAAUUUAAAAAAAGUAUAAGAUUUAUUUCAUUUACCUUAUCUAAUAACAGACAAGGAUGCAAAACCUAUAUAAUAUAAUUCAUAUUUUAUGAAUGCUUUUGAAAUAAGUGAUUAAAAACAUAUUCAGUAUAGAAUCCAAAACAUGAAAAUAUACCGUCUUGAUAAAAAAAGCCAAAAAGUUGUUAAAAAAGUCUUCAUAGAAAAAUAAAUCAAUAAUAAUUUUUACUUAAGUUCAUUGAGCUAACCUAAUAUUAAUCAAAUGUUGAGCAUUUCUAGCUAACCUAUUAAAUUACACUUAAUUCAUGUUCUAUAAAUUAUGGAUGCUUAAAAUUGUUAAUGUUCUGUCAUAGAUUUCUAAUCAGAAUUUUUAAGAAAUGUUUAUUAAAUUGAUAUUAAGCUUAUUUAAGGCUAUUUUCUAUUUAUUUUCACUUAAACAUAGGAAAGAGAUGAUUAUAAAAAUAAAAUAAACACUAAGCUUUUAAUGAAUUAAUUAUUUAGAAGUUUAAGUCAUGAGUUUAGUACUUCACUAAAUUGCAUAUAAAUAUUGGCUGAAAAUGCAGCAGAAGAGUUAUAAGAAACAAUUGUGUAAAAGUAUAUAUCACCUUUAUUAAAUUCAUGUAAUAUAAUAAAAUAUUUUAGGUUAUAUAUUAAAUAGUAUUGUAUAAGAUGUCAAAGAUUUUAGUUUGAUUUUAUCAAAGAAUUUUACUUUAACAAUAAAAAAUACAAAUAUAUACAAAUUAAUUAAUGAAGUUACUGCCCUAUUUUAAUAAUAAUUAUAAAUGAAAGGUUUGAAAAUUAAUAUUAUAACAAGCAAUCUUUAAAUUCAUACAGAUGCUUAAAGAGUGAGAUAAUCUCUGAUAAAUUUAUUAUCAAAUGCUUAGAAAUUUACAUUUUAAGUAUUAAAAUAAUCAAUUUUAGGGAAGUAUAACAAUUACUGCAACUGAAGAAAGUAUUAAAGAUACUAAAUAUGUUAAGAUCUCUGUAGAAGAUACAGGACCAGGAAUGGAUAAUGAAACUCAACUUAAAUUAGAAUAGUUUUUGAAAUCUAGUUAAAAAUGUAGAUAUAAAGAGAAAAAUCAAUCAUUUGGAAUGGGGUUAUUAAUCACAGAAAAAAUAGUUAAAGGUUUGUCUUUGAAUUACGAAGGUGGUAUACAUUUUGAAUCUAAUGUAUAUUAAGGAUCUAAGUUUUGGUUUUUAGUAUAAGAUUUAAAUUAAGAAGAAUUACCAAACUAGAAUUCUAAAUAGACAAUUCGUUAUAACAAGAUUAAUUCUUCUUAUAGCAUUUCAAAAUAUGAUUAAAGUUUCCCUGUUAGUCCUACUUUAAAAGAUAUAAAACACCAGUUUUCACCACUUUUAAAUCAUAGAUUUAACAAGGAUGGUUAGAAUUUAUUAUUAAAUUAAAGCAGUUCAAUGAGUCAAUCUGAAAGUAAAUAUUAUUAAGAGAUUAAUUAGAUAUAUCUUAUCAAGAAGAAAAAUUCGACUGUAUUCUCAAUCCUUAUAUUAUGAAAUAAGGAUUUUAAAAACCUUUGAAAAAUAUCAUAGAGUUAGAAGAAACACCUUCUAUUUCAACAAAAAUAUUAAUUGUUGAUGAUGAAUUUGUAAAUGUUUAUGCUUUAAAAAUUAUGUUAAAUCGUCUAAAUUAUUAAUGUGAUGAAGCCAAUAAUGGUUAUGGAGCAUUAGAUAAGUUUAUGAAAAACUAAUAUAAACUAAUUUUUAUGGAUAUAGAAAUGCCUACUAUGAAUGGAGUUACAGCUACUAAACAAAUUUUUUAGUAUUGUGAAUAAAACAAUUUACAAAAACCAAUAAUAAUUGCAUAAACUGCAUAUACAGAUUCAUUGACAAAAACAGUUUGUUAUGAAGCUGGAAUGAACUAUUUUUUAUAAAAACCAAUCCAUACAAAAGAUAUUAAGUAAAUUCUUGAUGAAAAAUUGUGA